GUCGGAUACAUUUCUUAGCCUAUUUUCUAAUACAUCAAAUGUAAUGUUUGUAAAACUGAGUUGUAAAUAAGGACGUUUGUAGUGAACAUUGUUUAGUAUCGCCCUUCCUUGACCUGGAGGAGAGGCGUCUCACUCGAGGUGACGUCAGUGAGGCAGAGAUGUCAUGGCGUCUUUGGAGCACAAGCAAAGGCUGCAGUCUAGAUAGAGAACAGGUACGGCGCGAAUCGACAUGGAGAAAAGAACGAAUCUACAUCGGGAUCUUGGAGGAGGCGCUCCAUGCUCGACUAUGCUCGGAGAAACGAGCGACAUGAACGCACCUGAUUCGGCGAAGGGAGCUGUUGACGGAUGCACGGAAAACGAUCCUUCGCUCCGUACUCUGGUGGAGAGGAGCGGCGUCGCCGGAGCGGGCUCUGCCGGUGCCCUGCACGCGGUCCACAAGUCAGAUAUCCGGCUGGACCCGUAUGAUUCCCUCACGGAUGACAACACGGACGCCCCGUCCAGCAGCAGUGUGCCGGAGAAGGUGGGGGAAGCAGGAGCAGGAGGUGAGCUGAGUAACGGGAUGGAACCGAGUGUGGCUCCGGGUUGCAGGAGCGGUGACGGCUCGGAGUUGGUCAGCGAAACUGAUGGAGGUCCUGCACUUACCGCCCGGAGUGCAGACGUGCAGAGUGGCCUGUCGAGCUGCGAGCCUCCGGAGCGGACCAGGAUGCAGCCGCCCGUGGAUCUCUGUCCCGAAGUACCAAGUUUAGUCACCGUGGUCGACUCUGAGGAGUUUGUCUCCGGCGACCGCGUCCCGUCGUUUGCGGGGCCGCCCAGCUGCAGCGACCCGAGCCCUGCCGUGGACUCCAGGAGCUUCGACUCCUUGGACUCGUUCUCGAACCUGAACUCGUGCCCGAGCUCUGACCUCAACAGCGAGGGGCCGGAGGACAGGGCGCUCGCGGCCGCCCUGCAGGGCGACGUGCCAGGGCCCGACGGAGCAAAACUGGCGUGCGGCAAAGAGCGUGCGCCCGGACAGUCCGUCUACCACAUCAAAUGGAUCCGCUGGAAGGAGGAGAACACGGCCAUCAUCACGCAGAACGAGAACGGGCCGUGCCCGCUGCUCGCCAUCAUGAACGUGCUCCUGUUGGCCUGGAAGGUUAAGAUGCCGCCAAUGAUGGAGAUCAUAACAGCCGAGCAACUGAUGGAGUAUCUUGGUGAUUACAUUCUUGAUGCCAAACCGAAGGAGAUCUCGGAGGUCCAGAGACUGAACUAUGAGCAGAACAUGAGCGAUGCCAUGGCGGUCCUGCACAAGCUGCAGACGGGACUGGACGUCAAUGUCAAGUUCACAGGGGUACGUGUCUUCGAGUACACACCAGAGUGCAUCGUUUUUGACCUUCUGGACAUCCCGCUCUACCAUGGCUGGCUGGUGGACCCCCAGAUGGAUGAUAUAGUGAAGGCAGUGGGUAACUGCAGCUAUAACCAGCUGGUGGAGAAGAUCAUCUCCUGCAAGCAGUCAGAGAACAGCGAGUUGGCUGGUGAAGGCUUCUUAGCAGAGCAGUUCCUGAACAACACAGCCACGCAGCUCACGUACCACGGGCUGUGCGAGCUGACUUCCAGCGUGCAGGAGGGCGAGCUCUGCGUCUUCUUUAGAAACAACCAUUUCAGUACCAUGACCAAAUUUAAGGGCCAGCUCUACCUACUGGUGACGGACCAGGGCUUUCUGACUGAGGAGAAGGUGGUGUGGGAGAGCCUGCACAAUGUUGACGGGGAUGGCAACUUCUGCGACUCUGAGUUUCGCCUUCGGCCACCCUCGGACCCAGAGACCGUGUACCGCGGUCAGCAGGACCAGAUUGACCAGGAUUACCUGAUGGCCCUUUCGCUGCAGCAGGAGCAGCAGAGCCAGGACUUGAACUGGGAACAGAUCCCGGAGGGCAUCAGCGACCUUGAGCUGGCAAAGAAGCUGCAGGAGGAGGAGGACCGCCGGGCCUCCCAGUUUUACCAAGAGCAGGAGCAGGCGGCACAGGUACAGCAGCAGCAGCAGCAAGUGUGGGGUGAUGCAGGGGCGGCAGCAGACACGGCGGCGGCAGAUGCCCCGGGGGCGACGGCUGGCGGUGCAGCCUCCAGCCCGGGCAAACAGUCCAGCGCUGGGGACCGCAAACACAAGAAGGAAGCUAAGGACAAAGACAAGUGUGUCCUGUUGUAACAGCAGUGAGACGGGGAGCACGGGGAGAUGUACGUUCAACUGACGCCUGAUGCACAGCUCCCCACAGGAGGUCGCAAAAUACGAGAAGAAAGCAAGGGAGGGGGGCAUUUAAAAAGUCCACAUGCCGCCGGUGCCUGAUACCCUUUUUACCCCUGAAGGGUUAAUACUACAACUAUUACUACAUAUUUAUAGAGCUGGCCAAACUUUGUUACAAGCCACAGAGUACACUACAUUGGGAAUGGAUGGUCUAAUGCAGAGGCGUUUGUAUAUUUUAUAGCAAAAUGAAAAAGCGAACAAGCUAGAAAAGAAUGAAGUAAAUCCACACCUUCAUAACAUUUCGUUUUCUAAAGAAAGCGUUCAUCUUUAUUUUUAUUUCAGGCAGUAAAUAAGCUAUUUUGUAUACAGGGACAUAGAGCACAUGUAAGAACAGCUAUGGUGAUUUAUUUCUCUUUUUAAAAAUCGGUUUAUUAUUUCGUUGACAAGAACUCGGCCGGGGCUGUAUGGUUGCCAAGGUGAUGGCGCUUGGCCGCAGGUCCUUGUUGCGUGGAGCGCUUGGUUCAUUUGAAGACAACAGUUCUAAGGAGACACAAAGUGACAAGCUGUUUGGCGCCUCUUUCAGUCUUAAAAAGGUGAGGAACUAACCUUCCCCCCCCCUCCUGCCCUUCCCCCUUCACUGCUUAAGGGUUUCAGUGUAUGUUUACAAGUUUCUGUACACUAAGGGAUUUGAUAAAAAUGGCCAGUAGGGAGGUGGUAUGGUAGGCCAUUCCAUCCCACCAACAGCAGUGCUGCAUCAGUAGGAAACAUUAGUCCCCUGUCCUGCAGCUGCUAACGGCAAGGCCCCCAAAGGGCCAUGCAGUCCACUUGCCUCCCUCACCUGCUGCUGCGGCUUUUUCACACAUCUACACGGGCAUUGAUUUCAGCUUCGGGGAGAGGGUUCUGCUCCAUAAUCCCCGAGACCAGUCUGACCCAGGCCUGCCUUACUGCAACACGCAUGCCACUGUGUGACAGUCUGUACCUGCCCAGUGCGUGCCUGCGUAUGUGUGCAUAAAGUGUACAUACAUGUAUGUGGCUUUGAUUGCACUUAGUGAAUGCCUGUGUUUCAUCACUAGUCUCAUUCUUUGUGUGUAACUGAUCUCAGCUCUAGGAUGCACGUUUGUCAAUGGGCACUUAAUACAGGAAGGGUAGACUAGUUCUAGAUGGUUGACCUGUCUGCACUCGUACACCCUGAGAGCCGCAAGAAAUCACACAUACAUGUAUUAGGGAAGCAUUGCUUUAAAGAAGUCAUUGUUAUCGGAGCGGAGCAUUCUGUCAAAGAACUUUAAACUAAAGGGUCGCUGAGCACUGCGAUGAAGGCGGGUGUCUCCUGCACAGUCAGGCCCUUCAUCCCUGCUCUAUGAAUGUGCAGGCUGCAGAGAUUUGUCUUCCCACAUUUAGCUGUUCAGAACACCAGACCUGGAAAACACACACUCGCCCCCAACUGUCAGCUUUGUGGGGUUGCAUUUCAAAUCCAGCUUUAAAAGCUUGAUUGCCUUUCAGUGUCUGUAGAGUGUCCCUCCAUUUUAUAUUUUAAACAUAUAUGUAUAUGUUCACUUUAUAUAAAUGUGUGUGUGUGUGUAUGUAUAAAUAUAUAUAAAUAGUACUGCCAGAUCCUGAGCAACUUAUUCUUUAUCUAUACAUUCCAGCUGAAUGCCUUGACUGAUAUUCCGGAGCAGUGUAAAGGUGAAUUACCUCCACUCUCGUACAAGAAUAGAUUCAGUUCUUUGUACCUGUCUGGGCUAUGGAUGCUGUGUCCACAGCCCUAAUGGACUCUGUAUAUACAAAGCCUUACAACAUUUACAGACUUUUUUUUUUUAAAGAUGCAUUAUCAAAAUGAGACAAUCUGUAGCUGUUGACAUGUACAUCAGAAAUACUCUCAGGCCCUGUGAGGAGGGACAAAUCCUUGAGUGUCUUUUUGAAGUGUUUGGUGUGUAUUAGUUGCCUUCAUAGCAGCAUCAUUAGCACACUGCGACAUAGUGCCCCCAGUAGCCACACCCUGCAGCCAAUGUGUUGUGAUUGUGCAUACAUAUAUAACUACAUCAAUCUCUUUAUACACUUGCGCCUACAGCCACUUGUGGGUUUAUGCAGGAUGUCACACUGGAUUGCUUUACCUGUAAUCAGUUACAUUUCCACAUUUUUUGUUGGAGACAUCUGAGCUUUAGUUAUGUCAUGCUGAAGCCCUUUACCAUCAAGCGUAGGGUUGGAAGUUCAAGAGGAAGGUGCUGUUCUGCACGGCCAGAAGGAGUAGCCAUGCUCCAGUGGAAGACAAGCAAAUGAGCCCCUUCACGCCUGUAGGCUGAGCAGAGCGGGCUUAUGAACUACACUUCAUCAAUGACUGAAUUCAGGCACUGCCUGACACCACUUGGGGGGUGGGGGUGCAUAGGAUGGACUUUAUAUAAAUAUGUCGCAGUUUUUGCUGAGUGCCCUGUAGCGGCCAGGGUUGAAAAACUGACUGGUGGGAUGCGAUUAUCCCCACAGCCACGAACCAAGGUGAUGGGGAAAGGGAGACAAAAAGGGACAUGCCAGAUAGUGUCCAGUACAUCCAGGUGAGCUGACGGAUUGUACUGUGUGCCAUUUCCGAGCCACCAGUUCCCCUAGAGGACUCUUGUGCCACACAGUAUAUUUCAAGUGGUAUAAUUUGCCUCACUGUUUUGCCAUCUUUUUCCUUUUUUUUUUUAAAGCUUCAUCAUUCUGCUCUUAAUCCAAACAGUUCCAUGAAAUCUGUGUUGACUAGCAGGUGACAAGCAAAACUCUGCAAUUCUGCACUGAUUGUAAUGAGCUAUUAAGAUUUUCAUAUAUAAAGGUUACCCUUGAACCUUAGAGCUGGUUUUGCACUGGUACAUGGAGAAGGCACCACUAUAAAUAAAAUACCUCAUUUUAUAUGUACAAAAUGCACAGGAGUACCUUGAAUUGAUCAGAUUGAAGGAUAAUCAGUAGAGACUCAUGGGCUUGCCCAUGUAAAUUAGCCUGGGGGCUUGUGGGAGGAAUAAUCAAGAAGUGAUGCAAUGUUUAACACUAAGGAUUCUGGUCAAGGGCUGAUUUGAAAUAUGUUAAUUUAUGCCAAGGUCAAGUAGUGCAUAUUUCACUAAACGCAUAGUUGGAAGUAGUACUGCACAUUCCUUGAAGGAGUUUGAACGCACUUACUGAUGCAGACAACUAAAGACAUCCGUCUUAACUGUAGUAAAGCAUCUGGAAGUAAAUAUGCCACAGCUAUCUGUUACACAAAAACAUCUUGAGUUUAUUUUGAAUUUGCUUGAUGCGUUUGGUGCAUUUCCAUUGUAUUCACCUCAGAUACUAAUUGAUGUUACCAUUUUUUUGUGCUGCAUGAUAAUUAGUGCUGAAUGCAACUUUAGGGAUUGCAAAUAUCCCAUAAAUCUCCCAAUCUUUGUAUGCCUACCUGCACACAAAGCAAUGUUAUUUGUUGACAAAAGGAAACAAAUUGUGGAAAGCUCUGCCUAUCAUACUCUUGUGAUCAAGGUUCAAAUUUGUCUAAGUGACCAAAUGUAGCCUCUAAUACAAUGUUACAGAAAUGGUAGACCCAGGUCAUUCUUGGAGUGUUGCUCCUAGCACUUGCAUUCAGUUUGUGGAGAAAAAUGCCUUUGACGAAGGAAAAUUAGCCUGAUGACAUUAAAAUAUCUGGACAGUAAAACCACUGUCAUUCAUUUUGUUGCAAGACAAGUUAUAUACACACACAGACGGACAGGUUGUAGUCUGUAAAGCAGUUUCACGUACACUGCUAUUCAGUUUAAGUUGCUGUGGAGAAGAGCAUCACCUACCAUA
Molecule: messenger RNA, 5995 nt
Organism: Scleropages formosus (Asian bonytongue)
Lineage: Eukaryota; Metazoa; Chordata; Actinopteri; Osteoglossiformes; Osteoglossidae
Gene: mindy2
Product: MINDY lysine 48 deubiquitinase 2
Exons: 9
Coding region: 230-2179 (649 amino acids)
Biological process (GO): protein K48-linked deubiquitination
Cellular component (GO): cell periphery; cytosol
Molecular function (GO): K48-linked deubiquitinase activity; cysteine-type deubiquitinase activity; cysteine-type carboxypeptidase activity
Source: RefSeq, a predicted model, not a curated record